AUGCAGUCUUAUCUGCAAUUCCGACGAUUGGGGCAGAAUGUCCACAAACAGCUCGAGAAUGCUCCGGAACAUGGCGCAACUACUUCCAUGAAGGAAACUCCAGGCGGUUCACCAACUUUGGCACCUAAACAUGCCAGCGACGGCCUCGCUGAAUCAGACGUGAGCCCCUUGGCUCAGUUCAUCCCCGGCAUCGAUGUUCAAAAGCAACCCGAUGCUUCAUCUCCGAACUCUCAUGUCUUCGUUGUUGGGUGGGAGGGUGAGAAUGACCCUCUCAAUCCUUAUAAUUUCAGCUACACCCGCCGAAUGGUGGCAACCUUGCUCGUGACCGCGCUUGCAUUCAUUGUCGGUGCUGCAUCGGCUAUAGAGUCAGGAGUUCUACCUCAAAUCACCGAGGCAUAUGGUGUCAGUGAUGUUGUGGGAUCAUUGGUGACUGGUAAAAUCGUAUCAGUCCAUUCCAAAUGUGUGUCAGAUCUAACCUUUCGACCAGGUGUCUAUCUCCUCGGGUUUGCAGCCGGAUCGCUAGUCAGUGGACCCCUUUCAGAGAUCCUCGGUCGCAACGCUGUAUACGCUGGUUCUCUUACACUCUUCAUGAUCUUCAUCAUGGGAUCCGCCCUGGCUCCGAACCUUGGUGCACAGCUUGCUUUCCGCUUUCUGGCAGGCAUCUUUGGCUGUCCACCUCUGACAUGCGCGGGCGGUACUAUCGCGGACUUGUGGAAUCCUCUCGAAAAGACUAUCACGUUCCCCAUGUACGCCAUUUUGUCUUUUGGUGGACCUGUGCUGGCACCGGUGAUUGCUUCAUUCAUUGGACAGACAGGUGUUUUGGCAUGGGAGUGGACAGCUUGGAUCAUUCUCAUUGCCUCUGGUGCCAUUUUCGUUCUUGUGCUUCUCUUUCAGCCUGAAACAUACUCUCCGUUACUGUUGAAAUGGAAGGGAAAGCACUUGCGCCAGAAAACGGGUGACACUCGUUUCCGUUCUGCCAUGGAUAUGGACAAGGUAUCGAUCUUCAGCCGGAUCGGUGGCGCUUUAAAGCGGCAGUUCCUCAUCACCUUCCACGAGCCCAUCAUCUUGCUGAUCUCUCUAUACAUGACUGUUCUGUAUAUUGUUCUGUUCACAUUCUUCGACGGCUACACUGACAUCUUCACUGAUGUGCAUGGUCUGUCUCAAGGCCUUACCAAUAUUGUCUGGGUGGCAAUGUAUGUUGGAAUAGCUCUUGCUGGACUUCUGGUUCUUCCCAUCUACCGUUGGACCAAAACAGACUUCACCGCGGCUGCAGUAGCAAGCAAUGGCACAGACCCCGCAUUGGACCGCCAUGCCCUGGACAGCGUCCACACGCAGCCAGAGAUCCGACUCUGGUUUGCCAUGUUUGGGGCGCCCAUGAUCCCUAUCAGUCUUUUCUGGAUGGGCUGGACCGACUUUGCAUCAGUCUCCAUAUGGUCACCCAUUGUGGCAUCAAGCUUAUUCGGCUUCGGCUGUAUCUGCAUUUUCAUCAGCUCUUACAUGUACAUUAUCGACUCCUAUGGCAUUUAUGCCGCAUCUGCCCUGGGAUUUAUGACUGUGUCCCGGUACUUUGCAGCGGGGGGUAUGACCGUCGUUGGGAUCCCGUUCUAUAAGAACAUGGGUGUCCAUUGGACCCUGACAAUCCUGGGGUGUAUCAGCGCAAUCAUGGUUCCGGUGCCAUAUGUCUUUUAUUGCUAUGGCCCUGUCAUUCGGAAAUGGUCUCGCUAUGCUGCAGCAGAUGAGGUUAAGGGCUCCGUGUGA
This is a messenger RNA of Penicillium salamii, 1758 nucleotides long. Lineage: Eukaryota; Fungi; Ascomycota; Eurotiomycetes; Eurotiales; Aspergillaceae. The record is from the annotation of a GenBank genome assembly.